CUGGCGGGUAGCGCGAGGAGAGGAGGCCAGAGCCUGCGCGGACAGCUGUACCGGGACUCGCGGGCUAUUUACCGCAGACUCACCGCCCCGAGCCGCCAUUUCCAGAAGUGACAAUCUCACCGGCCGCCGGCAGGACACGGUCCGUGACUGAGUGUGCGGAGACCCGGCCGGGUACCGGACUGUAACACUGCUCCAGGCGGCCUCGGGCCGGGAGUGACCCGAGGAGGAGCCAGGAGGAUGUCGGCCACGGGAGGAGGGGCAGGAGGUGGCCGAGGAGCCGGCACGGGGGGCAAGAUCCGGAGCCGGAGAUACCACCUGAGCGCGGUGCGGGCUCCAUACACCAGGAGCCGCCAACAAGGCCAGCAGCAGGGCAUCAUCAGUCGUGUGACUGAUACUGUGAAGAGCAUUGUCCCUGGAUGGCUGCAGAAAUAUUUCAACAAGGAAACGGCAGAACCAGAUGGAGCUAGAGACUCAAGUGAAAUUGCUGUGGAACAUACUGAAGUUAGAGAAAAUGAUGAAGAAGCAGACCAUCACAUAUAUAUUGAUGAUGACCCUCCACCCAUUGAUGGCAGAAUCACUCCUGAUCCAGUCAGGCUGGCGGAAGAACCAUCGACUAGUCGAUUCUCAUUGAGUAUGCCUGAUGUUCUAACAAGGCCUUCACUCCAUCGAGCAAAUCUGAACUUCAAUGUCCUGGAUUCUCCUGCGCUUCACUGCCAGCACUCAACAUCUUCUGCAUUUCCCAUUGGCAGUUCCGGCUAUUCACUUAUAAAGGAAAUCAAAGACUCUACCUCUCAGCACGAUGAUGAUAACAUCUCUACAACAAGUGGUUUUUCCUCUCGAGCAUCUGACAAGGAUGUAGCUGUGUCAAAAAAUGUAAAUGCCCCUCCUCUGUGGUCUCCAGAAGCUGAUCGCUCAAAUCCACUAUCUCAUAAUUCCUCCAUGAGUGCAAAAAAACCAACAUUCAACCUUUCUGCCUUUGGAUCAAUGUCACCGUCUCUUGGAAAUGCUUCAGUACUAAAAUCCAGCCAGCUAGGAGAUUCUCCUUUUUACCCAGGAAAAACAACUUAUGGAGGAGCAGCUGCCGCAAGGUCCUCAAGAGUCAGAGGGACUCCUUAUCAGGCACCUGUGAGAUUGCAAGUUAAAGCAAAGCCAGCAAAUAGUGAAACAUAUGGAGUUACAAGUUAUGCUGCUCGGCGUAUCUUGCAAUCAUUGGAGAAGAUGUCCAGUCCUUUAGCGGAUGCCAAAAAAAUCCCAUCCAUCUCCUCUUCAUAUCUGGCAGACAAAAGUUUCCAGGAUGAUAUAGGAAGUUCUUCUAAAAGGAAAAAGGUUGAGUCAACAUAUCCCCCUGUUCGUGCUCUUAUGACACCAAAAUCCAUAGUGAUCUCUCCAAACGUAUCUUCAUACAUCAAGCCUUCACUGGCUCCAUCUGGUUUGGUAAAAAGCAAACACAGAAUGCAAAGUGACCAGCAGAAGGAAUCAAAAGGAACUCGUAUGUUGCAUGCUCCAACAGCACCACAAACUGAGAGCUUUUCUUACCCCAAGUCCAGCACUCCUGCAUCUAAUGGCUUAUCAUCCAGGGGAGCUGGAGGUAAAAUGAUGAGAGAGAGAAACUCUCAUUACACAAUAAAGCCAGCAGAAGAGUUGUCAGAGGCACCUGUUUUACCUGAAGUACCAUUGCCAUUAAGCACGGCAUCACUACCCAGCUUUAACUUCUCAACUGCAUCCACUGCUACGUCCCCGUUAACAGCUCCUAAACCUACAGAUAGCAAGACUGCUUCGUGGCAGCAAAUGACCAAUUUGACCAACAACCCUCUGUUCACAUUUUCAUCCCCAAUUGUGAAAUCAACUGAAUCCAAUGCACAAUCUCCUGGGUCAUCUGUUGGUUUCACGUUUAGUGUUCCAGCUGUGAAAUCUACUCCACCUACCACUGCAGAUAAGAUGAUUACUACAAGUAGCCCUGCCAAGUCAUUGAUGAAUAACAUAAGUGCAAAGAAGAAAGAGGAAGAACAUGGGGGAUUUUGUAAACCUGCAAAAACUUUAAAGGAAGGAAGCGUGCUAGAUAUUUUGAAGAGUCCAGGCUUUUCCUCUAGCACAUCUGCCCAGACUUCAUCAAUCUCUCUUGGAAAAAGCACAUCACCUCUCACUCAACCUGCAAGCAAAGUGACACUUGGAGAAGGCAAUAAACAAGCAUUUGGACUUUGGCAGUGCAGUUCAUGCUUCCAUGAGAACAGAGCAAGUGACAACAAAUGUGUUGCCUGCUCUGCUGCCAAGGAUCAGUCUGUAGGACUCCCAAAACAACCAGCUUCUUCAGAAUCAAGCCGCAAUCAAAAAAACAGUGCUACUUUACCAGUCUUUCAGGGUUUUGGAGACAAGUUUAAAGUGGCAGCAGGGACAUGGGAUUGUGAUACCUGUUUAGUACAGAACAAGCCUGAUGUUACAAAAUGUGUAGCAUGUGACACCCCAAAGCCAGGGACUGGAGUUAAAGCUGCCCUGCUUUUACCUCCUGUGACUACGGAAAAAUCAACUACUUCUCAAUUUGGCCUUGGACAAGCUUCUACAGGCUUCCAGUUUGAUGACAAAUUCAAAAAACCCGUAGGACUGUGGGAAUGUACAGUGUGCUGUGUGCAAAAUAAAGCAGAGGAUGUGAAAUGUAUAGCUUGUACAUCAGAUAAACCAGGAACAUCUGCAAAUAAGAAAUCUCCCGUGACAGAGGCACCCAAGUUAGGAUUGUUGGAUCAGUUUAAGAAGCCUUCAGGAAGCUGGGAUUGUGACGUGUGUUUAGUGCAAAACAAGGGUGAAGCUACCAAAUGUGUAGCGUGUGAGAGUGCCAAACCAGGCAGCAAAUCAGAACUAAAAGGUUUUGCAUCUCCAUCCAUUUCCUCUGGGUCGCCCGCUCCAUCCUUUAAGUUUGGAUUACAGUCUUCAAGCAAUACAGACGUUACCCCUAGCACAAAUGCUCCUUCUGUUGGAUUUUCUUUCCCAAAAGUUACCGGGGACUUUAAAUUUGGUAUAGCAUCCUCUGCUGCUACGGCAGCUGAUGAAAAGAAAGAUACUGGCUUUUCAUUUGGAAGCACCAUUGCCACAAGUAAUCCAGUAUCAGGAUUUCAGUUUGGUACUAGUAUUCCUGCCUCCACUGACAAGGAAGGCAUAAAUAAGUCCGUGACAAGUGGCUUCUCUUUUGGAACCACAUCCAGUAUUGCUGCUUCAUCUACUGCUACAGAGAGUUCAGUGAGUUCUGGCAUACAAAGCCAGCUUACAAAAGACAAGUCCUGUUUGCCACUCACUUUUGGAACAAAAGAAUCUGACAAUAAAAAAAAUGAAACACCUGCUGUAAGCUUUUCUUUUGGCAAAGUAGAACAAAAUAAGGAAGCAUCGUCUUCUUUUGUUUUUGGAAGAAAAGAUGAAAAGCCAGACUCUACUACAACAGGACAGUCACUGCUUUUUGGCAAGAAAAGUGAGGGGGAUGAACCAAAUCAGUUUGCGUUUGGAAAAUCAGAGCAAACCAAAGACAAUAAUCCAACACCACCCACAUUUGCAUUUGGUGUGUCUAAGCCUGUAGAGGUAGAGAAGAAUGAGGCUGAUAAGACUGCAAAACCACUCUUUCCCUUUGGCUCUCAACCCGGCACCACAACAGAUGCUGGAGCAUCAAAGCAAACAUUCAGUUUUAUGAGCAGUGGUUCCACCAGUGGUGUUCAGCAGAGUUCAGCAAUCUCUAGCAGUUUAUAUGGUAUUACUGCUCCAUCUAGUACGCCCGUGAAUCCCAGUGGUGUGUUUGGCAGUGCUGCUCAGACAAGCGCCCCUGCAGGUUCUGGCAGUGUGUUUGGAAGUGCAGCUCCAUCAGGUGCCUCCACGAACUCAGGCAGUGUAUUUGGAAGCUCUGUAGCACCUGGUGCUUCUUCCAGCUCUGGUAAUGUAUUUGGCAGCGUUGUCCCAACUACAACUGCUGCAAGCUCUACCAGUGUGUUUGGCAGUGCAGCUACUUUGAAUGCCUCUGCAAGUUCAGUCAUGUUCAGUGGUGCCGCCCCUGCUAGCACUACCAGUUCUAGUAGUGUGUUUGGUAAUACAGCACCUACAAGCACUUUGGCAAACUCAAACAGCAUGUUUGGAAACUCUGGAGCAGUCAACAAUCCCACAGGAUCAUUUGUCUUUGGCCAGCCCACCAGCACUGCGGGUGGUUCUGUUUUUGGCAACACAGCUGAAUCAAAGCCAGCCUUUGUGUUUGCUGGUUCGGAAAGUAAGCCAUCGACAGCCACCAGCACAGCUGCUUCUGCCACUCCAUUUGUCUUUGGAGCAGGUACCACCAGCACAGUGUCUGCAACACCAGGCUUCAACUUUGGUUCAACAAACACAUCAAAUGCUCUAGGCACAAGCUCCUCUCCGUUUAUAUUUGGUGGUCCAACUCCUCCUGCUCCCAGUGGACUGCCAGCCUCCAACCCUGUGCCAGCAUUUGGGGCCAACCAGUCUGCUACUCCAGCUUUUGGCACUUCAUCAACAACGUCCUUGUUUCCAGCUAGUUCUCAAUCUGUGCCAGGCUUUGGCUCCCUAACUAGCUCUGCCCAGCCUCCUAUGUUUGGCCAGCAAGCGACCCAACCUGCUUUUGGAUCUAGUACAGCUCCUGCUGCUGCCGCCCCUAGUUUCCAGUUUGGAGGCAAUACAAACUUCAACUUCGCUAGCGGAAGUUCCCCUGGUGGGGUGUUCACAUUUGGCUCCAGUUCAACAGGAUCAUCCUCACAGCCUUCAUCAUCAUCAUCUGGCUUUGCCUUUAACCAGGCACAAACUUUUAACCAGGCCCCAGCCUUCAACAUGGGAGCCAAUGGAAGAAGUACUCCUGCAUCUACAAUAUCCACUCGAAAGAUAAAAACUGCCCGGAGAAGGAAAUAAGUCAAAAUUUCAUACAAAGACUUGCAGUUAUUACAACAAAUGGUUUCCUGCAUUGUGCAUAUGCUGAAGUGUACCUCAUGCUGUGUUUAGUGGAAGUCAGAUCUGCCCAAGGACAUAUAUUGCUGAAACAUUUACCUUUUUUUAUUUUUUUUAUUUUUUUUCUUCUAUUACUAAACCUUGGUGAUGGGAAGUUUCUUAAGCGAAAUAUCAGCUUACUGCAACCCCAUCACAACUUGGCAUGAUCUGGCUAUACAAGUGAAUAUAGCCUGCACAGUGAAUGGCUUUUGUAUAAUACCUCUUUCAUCUGCACCACUAUUUUAUCAGCGCUUUGAAGUUUUAAUUACCAGUGAGGGGAUCUGUAUAGCGUAGAGAAUGAUGACUGAUUUCUAUGCUGCGUUUGUGCUGGUGUAUGUGUGAAAUUGAUUGUAUUGUGCUCCAAACCUUUUCUGAUAGAUGAUGAUUGAUUACAGGAUGGUCCCUGAACAGGAUUUGUUAGAUAUGUAGUACUACGGUCAAUAAAUAAAUGCGCUUUUUUUUUUUUUUGGCCUACCCUCUUUCUAGUUUCCUGUCACCCUUUUUCUUUUUUGUUUUAUGAUCUACGUGUAAAUAUAAUUUGUUUUUUGCUGCAUACUUUUCUGCAUAACCUGAAUCUGUGAACUUGAAUUUUAAUUUUUUUUGUUACAGCAAAUCUUUUUGUUUAGAAUUGUCUAAAAAUUUUAUUGUGUAAAUCUCAUUAUUCAAAGUUGCCUAAUUCCAUAAUAAAAAUUUAGUCUUUAAAGAUAAUUGGGAAUUCUUUAAAGCAUUAGUUUAUUGGCUUUUCUGAUCCAUUUUUGUUUGGACCAAAAACCAGUAUUGUACAAAGUAUUAAGUAUAUAUUUUUAUAUUUACACAAAUGGACUGUGGUGACUUUGGAUAAUAAGUAAGUUUAAUAUUAAAGCCAUGUUUAUUACAGUAUAAUUAACAUGUUAAACCACGGGAUAAAUGCCAUCAAUAAAAUUAUGAAAUACAUUUUGUUUUAACUCUA
Messenger RNA from Pelobates fuscus (common spadefoot toad), 5905 nucleotides. RefSeq names its product nucleoporin 153 (gene NUP153). Gene Ontology annotation, molecular function: structural constituent of nuclear pore. The record is from RefSeq and is a predicted model, not a curated record. Bases 238 to 4881 code for a protein of 1547 amino acids. Gene Ontology annotation, biological process: RNA export from nucleus; protein import into nucleus. Gene Ontology annotation, cellular component: nuclear pore. Lineage: Eukaryota; Metazoa; Chordata; Amphibia; Anura; Pelobatidae. The transcript is spliced from 22 exons.